AUGCAGCUCUACUCGACCCUCGUCGCCCUCCUGUCCCUCCUCUCGGUCGCCCACCUCGCAGCCGCACGACCGGCCAGCGGCACCCACUCGCACUCGGCGCGCGACAUCAACAUCUCGCACAAGUCGCUCAGCAACGGCACCGUCACGUCGCACCACAUCUCGAGCUCUGUCCUCCCCGCAGAGCUCGCAAAGGCCAUCGAGGGCAGCGACAUCAACAUCAACCUCACGACCGACCGCAAGAAGCGCUCGCCGUCCUCGGGCGUCAGCAACUCGACCAUCAACCUGACCGUCAUCGACGCGAGGAAACGCGCCGUCCUCAAGCGGGCGCAGGCGGCGGCACAGCACCACAACAUCCACAUCGACGCCUCGUCGUCCGGCUCGGGCGGCGUCGGCGGGAUCCACAACUCGACGGUCAACAUCAACCUGAACCAGUCUGGCGGCGCCAAGAAGCGCUCGCGCUCGGCUCGUCGCAAGGUCAACCUCGGCGACCACUCGGUCAUCGUCGACGUCUCGACCUCGGGCGACAACAGCACGGCGGCCGGCGGCAUCGAGGACUCGACCGUGCACGUCAACAUCCUCCCCGCUCGUGCCCUCAACAAGGCGACCGGGCACCACUCGAUCGUCGUCGACUCGUCGUCGCUGAGCUCGAGCGACGAGGCCUCGACGACGACCGGCUCGCACUCGGCCGUCGUCGACACGUCAUCCUCGACCUCGUCCUCGACCGACGGCUCGAGCUCGACGGGCGUCAAGAACUCGACCAUCAACCUCACCGUCAUCUCGCCCAAGGACGAGCCCGCCGUUGUUGACGAGGUCGCCUCGCCCGCCUCGGACGCCGUCGACGCCCCGGCCCCGACGAUGGCGCACCUCUCUGCGCGCGCUCGCGCCGCGUACCAGGAGUGGGCCUCGCGCAUGCGCGAGCGCGACUACCCUGCCGGCUCGGGCUUCGUCCAGAAGCGCCGUAGCAGCAGCCACGCGAGCAAGCGCUCGACGAUCGUCGUCGACGCCUGAACCGGUCCCUCCUCGGCCGUCCUCCUCCUUCGCCUUUCUCGCUCUCGCCUCUCGACCUUUUACGACACGCGACCUUUCACGACACGCCUCCCUCACGACGAUCCUCGCCCUGUCACGACUACUUUCCCUCCUCUCGUCCCGCGCUAGUCGCGAAGAGACUCGCUGCCUGGGGCGCGGUCUGGCUCUCUCCUCCCUGGUGGACCUCUCUCUCUCCCUCUCCUGUGUGCGACGAGCUGUGCUCGUUCUACCCCUCCCCCCUUCCUUUGGAUAGAACCUCGAGCGCAGCGCGCCUCUCUCUGGAACGGGCGACGAACACUUUUCGGGA
Molecule: messenger RNA, 1333 nt
Organism: Rhodotorula graminis WP1
Lineage: Eukaryota; Fungi; Basidiomycota; Microbotryomycetes; Sporidiobolales; Sporidiobolaceae
Exons: 3
Coding region: 1-1008 (335 amino acids)
Source: RefSeq, a predicted model, not a curated record